UGAACUACGGGGCGCCUAAGGGAUCAAAACAUCUCAAUCUCCAAACGCCCAGCAAACAGCAUGUGCAGUGUUUCCAACGAGACCUAAAAUCCCCGAGUAGAGGCGUGUGCUGCCCCCGCCCUCCGGUUCUCGCGCACUGGCUGGCAUGUGGGGGAACGGAAGUUUGUGGCUGGUGCAUCAAUGAGGAGAGCCUGUGCCCGCUGCGGAGAGGAGGAAUGGCAUACAGUCAGGGGCCCAGGGCUGAAAAGCGCAGCGCUUGAUGAUUCAGAGACUGAGGGGAUGGAGGCUGCGCGGUCUGCUGGAUUAAAAGGCUGAAUUAUCCUCCCCAUUGUUAAGCAGCGCUAGACAAACUGCAGCGUCAGUCAUCUCUGUACUGAGGCACAUGCAGAUCCAUACGGAAAGUUACCGCCAUGUCUGUUAGCGCUACAGAGGGGGACAUCCCUAGGUUCUUCGUCGGUUGUGAGGAAUCUGACGAAGCUUUGGAACACGGCAAAGCUGAAAAUGUGGACAAUCUCUUUGAAACCAUUGAAGAUGACGACGAUGAUGAUGAUGAUGAAGAGUAUGACUCUCCCCCAGAAAGGCAGAUUGUGGUGGGGAUCUGCGCCAUGGCCAAGAAGUCCAAGUCAAAACCCAUGAAAGAAAUUUUGGAACGUCUGUCGUUAUUCAAGUACAUCACCGUGGUCAUCUUUGAGGAAGACGUCAUACUGAAUGAACCUGUAGAGAACUGGCCUUUGUGUGACUGCCUCAUUUCUUUUCACUCCAAAGGAUUUCCACUGGAUACAUCAGUUGCUUAUGCAAAGCUCCGGAAUCCAUUUGUUAUCAAUGACUUGAAUUUGCAAUAUCAGAUACAAGACAGGAGGGAGGUUUAUAGGAUCCUUAAAGAUGAGGGGAUUUUGCUUCCGCGAUACGCUGUCCUUAAUCGUGAUCCGAACAAGCCAGACGAAUGUAAUUUAAUAGAAGGUGAGGAUCACGUGGAGGUGAACGGGGAGAUAUUCCAGAAACCUUUCGUAGAGAAGCCUGUUAGUGCGGAGGAUCACAACGUCUACAUUUACUACCCAACAUCUGCUGGAGGCGGGAGCCAGAGGCUUUUCCGAAAGAUUGGCAGUCGUAGCAGCGUAUAUUCACCUGAAAGCAGUGUGAGGAAGACUGGUGCAUAUAUCUAUGAGGAGUUUAUGCCCACUGAUGGCACUGAUGUCAAGGUUUAUACUGUGGGGCCAGACUAUGCCCAUGCUGAAGCUCGAAAGUCUCCUGCAUUGGAUGGCAAGGUAGAAAGGGACAGUGAAGGCAAAGAAGUUCGGUAUCCUGUUAUUUUAAACGCCAGAGAGAAACUAAUAGCCUGGAAAGUGUGCCUCGCCUUCAAGCAAACUGUAUGUGGUUUCGAUUUGCUUCGCGCAAAUGGCCAGUCUUAUGUCUGCGAUGUCAACGGAUUCAGCUUUGUGAAGAACUCUAUGAAGUAUUAUGAUGAUUGUGCCAAGAUUCUUGGAAACAUCAUCAUGCGAGAGCUUGCUCCUCAGUUUCAGAUCCCUUGGUCUAUACCACUGGAAGCGGAGGAUAUACCUAUAGUGCCCACAACAUCUGGGACAAUGAUGGAGCUCCGAUGUGUGAUUGCAGUGAUUAGACAUGGCGAUCGGACACCAAAACAAAAGAUGAAAAUGGAAGUAAGACAUCAGAGGUUCUUUGAUCUUUUUGAGAAAUGCUACGGGUACAAGACUGGAAAAUUAAAACUGAAGAAACCAAAGCAGUUACAGGAAGUAUUGGACAUUGCAAGACAGCUUCUUGUGGAACUUGACCAAAACAAUGAUUCUGAAAUAGAAGAAAGCAAAGCAAAGCUUGAGCAGCUAAAGACGGUGUUGGAAAUGUAUGGACACUUUUCUGGAAUAAAUCGUAAGGUCCAGCUCACCUAUCUGCCACACGGCUGCCCUAAGACGUCUAGUGAAGAGGAAGACUGUCGAAGAGAGGAACCAUCUUUGCUGUUAGUCCUAAAGUGGGGUGGUGAACUGACCCCAGCCGGCCGAAUUCAAGCAGAGGAACUUGGCAGGGCAUUUCGGUGCAUGUAUCCUGGAGGACAAGGAGACUAUGCUGGAUUUCCUGGCUGUGGCCUUUUGAGGUUACACAGUACUUAUCGACACGAUCUUAAAAUUUAUGCAUCAGAUGAGGGAAGAGUCCAGAUGACAGCUGCAGCGUUUGCUAAAGGUUUAUUGGCACUGGAGGGAGAACUGACCCCAAUACUUGUUCAGAUGGUGAAGAGCGCAAAUAUGAAUGGCUUGUUGGACAGCGACAGUGACUCUUUAAGUAGCUGUCAGCAUCGAGUGAAAGCAAGGCUGCAUGAGAUUCUUCAGCGGGAUCGUGAUUUUAGCGCUGAGGACUAUGAGAAGCUCACUCCCACUGGAAGCAUUUCCCAGAUUAAAUCAAUGCAGAUUAUAAAGAAUCCAGUUAAGACUUGUGACAAAGUUUACUCCCUAAUUCAGAGCCUGACAUCACAGAUCCGGCAAAGAAUGGAAGACCCAAAAUACGCAGAUAUUCAGCUUUAUCACAGCGAGACCCUGGAACUGAUGCUGCGCAGAUGGUGCAAAUUGGAAAAGGAUUUCAAGACAAAAAAUGGAAGAUAUGACAUCAGCAAAAUUCCUGAUAUUUAUGAUUGCAUCAAGUAUGAUGUGCAGCAUAACAGCUCCCUGAAGCUGGAGAACAUGAUGGAACUGUACAGGCUUUCCAAGGCACUAGCUGAUAUAGUAAUUCCUCAGGAGUAUGGAAUAUCCAAAGCAGAAAAGCUAGAGAUUGCCAAAGGUUAUUGCACACCCCUUGUGCGGAAGAUACGCUCUGAUCUCCAGAGAACUCAGGAUGACGACACUGUAAAUAAGCUACAUCCGCUAUAUUCCCGAGGAGUGAUGUCUCCGGAACGCCAUGUGCGCACACGUCUGUAUUUUACCAGUGAGAGUCAUGUGCACUCGCUGCUGUCCACUCUUUGCUUUGGUUCUCUCUCUGAUGAGUUGAAGGAUGAACAGUGGAAAAGGGCAAUGGACUACUUGAACUUUGUUAAUGAACUGAACUACAUGACCCAGAUUGUGAUCAUGCUCUAUGAAGACCCAAACAAGGACUUAUCAUCGGAGGAAAGAUUUCAUGUAGAGCUUCAUUUCAGUCCAGGUGCUAAAGGAUGUGAAGAGGACAAAAACUUGCCUUCUGGAUUUGGAUACAGGCCAGCAUCACGAGAGAGUGAAAGUUCAAAGAAGCAGGUUCAUAGCAAUGACAGCGAUGAAGAGUCUGGUGUGUGCAAACGGGAUGAGCCUGACAGAGCCCUGGUGAUGUUCAAACCUAUGGUGUCUGAUCCGAUUUACAUUCACAGAAAGUCCCCAUUACCUCGUUCCAGAAAGAUAGGCUCUGUAGAGGAAGAGAGCCCCCUGAGUGUGUCUAGCCCAGAGUGUAUCGGUACCUGGAUGCAUUACACCAGUGCUGUGGGUUCUGGGCGUCGAAGACGCAGAUCAGGGGAUCAAAUCACUUCUUCCCCCGUGUCCCCUAAAUCAUUGGCUUUCACAUCCAGUAUUUUUGGCUCAUGGCAACAGGUACUAUCAGAUAAUGGCCAUCUAAGAGCAGGCCGACUCCUGGAGCAGAAGCACAGCGGUUUAGACCCUCACUCACAGAAAAAAGAAUCCAGGAAGUAUUCUCAUUCUGGGAAGUGUAAAACCAGAAGCCACUAUGGGAGCGCUCUACUACGAGGGUCUCACUGCGCGGGUCUCUUUAGUACUACUGUGCUCGGGGCCUCUUCAAGUGCACCUAACCUACUGGAUUAUGCUCGUGCUCAUCGUAAAAAGCUGACUACUUCUGGCUGCCUAGAUGACUCCACACGCAGCUCUGCUGUUAAAAGGUUUUCUAUCUCAUUUGCUCGACACCCAACCAAUGGAUUUGAGCUGUACUCCAUGGUGCCUUCCAUAUGCCCUUUAGAGACUCUCCACAACUCCUUAUCUUUAAAGCAGAUGGAUGAGUUCCUUGCGGCAAUUGCAGCCCCUUCGAGUGACUGUCUCCCGGAUACUCCUACAGCUUCUCCUUGUACUCCUGGGUUUUACAGUCAUGUCGGCAGGAAAGUCUCUUUGAAUACAUAUACUCCUGCUAAAAUACUUCCGACCCCAUUGCUUCUUGGUGCUGAUGGUACCGUAUCAGACCCUGCUGCUACACAUGGCAGUGGACCAUCAAGCACCAUCUCUAUAGCUUGUGAUCUGCUCUCGGAAGAUAGCAAAAGGCAAGAAGAGACGGCUCAUCUCCAGCAAGAUGUCUGUGUACAAGCAAGACCAAAUCUACAUUCUUAAAGAGUUGUAGUAAUGCAGCAUUAGCGAAUUGUAUCUAUAUCUGAGAUAUUUAAAUAUUUUUUUUACUUCAUAUCAGAUUGUAUAUACUGACAGAGCAUAGAUGAAAUGUACAAUAAAGGGGUAUUCCCACUGGACAUUUAUGGCAUAUCAUUAGGAAAGGUCUUAAAGGCUAUGUACACCUUUGUGGGGGGGGGGGGUUAUUGCAUUGUACUGAUUCUAAGCUAAAACUCAUUUUCUUCAGUUGGUCUUUAUUAAAAAAUAUGGAGCCAUUUUUUCUGUACAGUGCCGAGAUGCUCUAGAGCAGCCUCUGGAUUUUCUCUUUUCCAUCAGUUACCUCUGCUCUCUGACAUUAUAAACACUCUUACUGAUAAGAAUGUGGCUUAAAUAAGUGUUUAUGACCUCUUAGUAGUUUAGAGAUGAGGCUUAUUAGAUGACCGGCACAAAUUGAAAGUACCAGUCACACAGUUAUAAAAACCGUUUACCCUUUGUGACAGAACGGCUCAAUAUUUUUAGUAAAGUUAAUUGAAAAUUGUUUUUUUAGCCAAAAUAAAUAAAAUCAAGUCAUAAACAAAAAUUGCCUCCGAAGGUAUACAUGGCCUUUAAAUGUUCUAGAGGUGCGGAUCCCACCUCUGAGACCUACUGCUAUCUCAAGAACGGGCCCCGAUGUGAAUUCACAGCAAGAAGUCCAUGUGUGUUUCUCUAUUUACUCCUAUGGGACUAAAGAAAAUAGCAGAGCGUUGGCUUGGCUUUUAUUUUCGGAAGUCCCAUAGCAGUGAAUGAAAAAGACACCAUGCAUGUGCAGUGUGCGCUUCAUUUACAGCAGGGCCCCAUUCUUGACAUAGGAGCGGCUCCCAGAGGUAGGACCUACACCUGUCAGAUAUAGAUAUAUAUAUAUAGAUAGAUAGAUAGAUAGAUAGAUAGAGAUAUAUAGAUAUAGAUAUAUCGAUAUAUAUAUAUAUAUAUAUAUAUAUAUAUAUAUAUAUAUCUCUACUGCAAAUGCCCAGAUGAGACAACCCCUUUAAUUAUUUAGUGUUUACAUUGUAUGCUACACAUCCAGCAUAUACAGCAACGAAGGAAAAGCUUGCUACAGCUUUCCCUGUCAUUCACGGGGUGAAUUAUUGGACCUGUAGUGCACUGUGUUCUGCACAUUUACUUUGCCAAGUAACUUUUUAAUCUAAACCUUAUGUUUUCUGGGCAGGUUUUACACAUCCCAGAAUGCAGCAAGCAAUGUAAAAAAUGUAUACUUUUAUCCUGGUUGUUAUGGCUGUGACCAGUGAUACAUAUUUUACAGCUCUAAUGUCUGUGUGUUCUCUUUGUUACAAAAAAGGAGCUAAAACUCUGACCCUAACAUCUGUAGUAAUUACUAGUCGUAGUAAUUAGUUUAUCGCCAUAUCUAGUACACACUUAAGGAUAAGGUGUAUGACUACAUAUAUACAUCCAUAAGUACACCGUUUUAGUUAUUAAAACUUUUUUUUUCUUUUUAUGUAGAGAACAAAAGCGAAUAUAAUUAAAGUGCUUUUCCAUUACUUGGUGUCGCUGACCCUUCAUAGUGACAUAUCAGAUCGGUUUUGGCACUCCGACCCCCACCAAUCACUAGAACGAGGAGAUAGAAGUGCUGGCAGAAUCUAGAUAGACCGAUGGAUGUUCUAUUGAGGCCAUCUCCUGCAGCGAGAAGAGAGCAUGCUAUGUGUGUGUCUCUCUCUCCCAUUUCUAAUGGUCAGUGGGGGUCUCAGCACUCGGGCCCCCACAGAUCCAAACCUUUGAUAUGUUGCUAUGACAUAUUAAGAGUUCAGUUACAUAAGUAUUGAUGACCAAUCCUCACGAUAGGUCUUUAGUAUCAGAUUAGUGGGAUCUGACUCCCGGCACCCAUGUUGCUAUAUGAUGGAUGAUUCUGUGCUGGGUAUACUAUAAAGAGCAGACAAGCACUGCGGCCCCUUCAAACACAGAUUUUUGGGGUCCCAGGAGUCCAACCCCCAACAAUCGGAUAUUAAUGACUAGUCCUGAGGAUAGGUUUCUAUAUUUAAAUCCCGGACAACAUGGCAAAUUAGAAAACAAAAUAUAAUGGCGAAUACUUCCAGCGUCCCAAACACGGCUAGUAAUGCUGCAAGGCGGGUAGGACUAACCACCAUCCGAUGCAAAUUACUAGACACUGAAAAUGUAAUGAACUCCAUUGAUUUGCAUGAACCGAGUUAUGUCACAAAUAGUGUCAUUCGCCAAAAGAUGACCUCAAAUUUCACAUUACCAUUAAUAUUCACAUCAUCUAAUUAAAGGCAAUGUGUAUGUAUAGCCGCAUGCCUGAUAAGACAAUAUAAUUAUAUAUAUCAAAAGUUUCGCAUCCAUAAUCUAGGCCUUACUGUUACUUCACAUUUGGCUACUUGAUCUAAUCCGAAUGUGUAUGCUCACGCAGUUGUGCCCAUAGGUUCACGUAACUAUUGACCGUAUCGCUUGCACAUGCUCUUCUAUACUGGUCUUAAACCAGUGCAUGACCUAGUCAGAUGCCCUCAUUGUCCCUGACUUGCUGUUCUUGUGCUCUCCUCUUAAGCGGGCCAUACAUGAGACUCUUCUCUCUUGCCAGGUUGACGGCGGUUUUCUGAACUCCGUCAUAAACGUGCACUUUCAGCUUAUGCAAUCUUGUAUUUAUUUCAGAGGAGAGAAGGAAAUAAGCUGCAGCCAGAUCCCACUUCUCCCAUUGGGAAAAAGGGUCAACAUUGAUAUCCAACUUGUCUGACCCCUCUCUGCCCCAAUGUCUGCUGUCCGCUUCAGACAUGCUGCUCCCGGGAACCAAGUUACUGGCAUGUUUUGUAUUAUAAUCUAUGGGCAAAGUCUUGUGCUUGUUUAAAAAAAAAGUAUUUAUACUGUACAAGUACAGCUAAACCUUUUUUUAUGAGUCAGCUCCUCUAUUGACCAAAUUUAGUUUUACCUUGACAUCCCAAGUAUGAGCUUAAAGAAAAAAAGUUGGAUCAUUUAAGGGGCAGUCAAACUUCUGUUACUUUUCCUUUUGUUCCAUGUUCUUGUAUCUGUUACAUUAUUGGUCUGUUUAAUUAUUUUCCACAUUUUUCUGUAUUUUUUUAUUUUAUUUCCCCCAAAGUCCCCCCUGCUUAUUAAAUGCCAAAUACUUCAGUUUCUUGUACUGUAUACCAGUUUGUUACUUUGUCUAUGCUUUGUCUUUUCCACUUGCUAAAAAGUGUUUUUAGGACCUUGUUGAGAUACAUUUAUAUACUGCCGGCUUAGUAGUAUAUACUGUAUCAUGUAAAUACAUGGACUUUGAUUUGCAUUUCUUCAGGUUGUAUUUUUAGCUAUGUUAUACUGCAGACAUUCUUUAUUUUCUAAUACAUUCAAAAUAUAAAUUAUUUUGUAAUCUUUA
Bufo gargarizans (Asiatic toad) is the source of this 7662-nucleotide messenger RNA. It is a transcript of the gene PPIP5K2, whose product is annotated as diphosphoinositol pentakisphosphate kinase 2. The record is from RefSeq and is a predicted model, not a curated record. Gene Ontology annotation, molecular function: 5-diphosphoinositol pentakisphosphate 1-kinase activity; diphosphoinositol pentakisphosphate kinase activity; inositol hexakisphosphate kinase activity. NCBI's taxonomy places the organism in Eukaryota, Metazoa, Chordata, Amphibia, Anura, Bufonidae. Bases 411 to 4298 code for a protein of 1295 amino acids. The transcript has 32 exons. Gene Ontology annotation, cellular component: cytosol. Gene Ontology annotation, biological process: inositol metabolic process; inositol phosphate biosynthetic process.